Molecule: messenger RNA, 1196 nt
Organism: Anarrhichthys ocellatus (wolf-eel)
Lineage: Eukaryota; Metazoa; Chordata; Actinopteri; Perciformes; Anarhichadidae
Product: cyclin-dependent kinase 2-interacting protein-like
Exons: 2
Coding region: 625-975 (116 amino acids)
Source: RefSeq, a predicted model, not a curated record
CGCUCGUUGUAGAUGAGCUGCGUCUCUCCUGUAGAGUAGAUGAGAUCAUUCCUCAGCAGCAGGGGGCGCUGACACAAUACUGAGGUGAAGUCGGACUUUCAUUUGCCCUCAAAGAAUAAACAGGAAGUCAAAGAAACUAACUUCCGGUUAGAUCUGUAGGCUAUUUGUAGUUUACAGACCUCGUUCGGAUUUAUUUAUGUUUAUAAAUAUAUAUUUGUAUGGAAAUAUACAUAUAUCUACAUUGUAUUCUAUCCUUUAUUUCUAUGUUUGUGAAACACUUUGCUGCUCUCUUUGAUAUGUGUUGUAUAAAUAAGCUUUAUUAUUAUUAUUAUUAUUAAUCACAAGAUAUGUUUUUAGAUUAAACCUUUGUUACACAACAUGAGACUAACAGCCAACAGCCGAGUGUUGAAUAUUACAAUUACACAGAAAAUUAGGAUUUUCUACUAAACGUGUUUGUUGUCAAAUCUAAGAGCUAAUCAGCUCUCUGAUCCGGACACAGCCAGGCGUUUCCCAUCAUGCAUUGGGUCACCUGGCUCUAAAAUCUGCGGCCGCCUGGCUCUGGUAAGGUCAUCGUUGACCACGUGUUCAUGACGUCAGAGCAAGUCGUACACAAAUCUAACCGGCAUGCAUUGUGUCAUACAUGUUGUCUCGUCAGGUGACAUCACUGUGACCCAGGCCAACAGGAAGUGCUCUGCUGUCACUGGAAGUACCCGAAAAAUCAAAGAUAACGCAGCCGACUGGCACAACCUGAUGGUGAGGUGGGAAAAACUCAACGAGGACGGAUUCAGCAUAGCAGGAAACCUGGUGGACAUCAGACUGACACGUUCUCAGAGCAAUCAGCUGCUGGUAGUGGACGAGUCUUCAUCACCUUCAUCAGCUCCGUCGCAGCAGACAAGUGGAGCUGCAGAGCUCCAGGACGAAUGCUGCAAGCUGCAGGACGUCAUUGACAAAAUGGUGACACUUCAUUUAACUUAAUUUAACUGAGAAGUUACAGUCAACAAAGAUGAAACUCUGGAGAUCUUUUCUUGCAAUCAGGAGAUCAGAAUAAAACACAUCAUUAGUAAUUAUAAGGUUUUCUCUUUAUUAUGAAUUAUUACGUCAUAAUCAUAUGGAGGAGGAUCAGGGAACGGUAACUACAUGUAGUCGUGUUAAUGUACCGACGCGCAGUCGCGUUAGGGUCAUGACGUGUAGUAGCG